AUGCAGCCCCGCCUGUUUCGGCUGCGGCUGCUGGAGCUCGCUGCCGAGUACGAGGCCCAGCACGCAGCGGCUGCUCGCUCCCCCCGCCCGAGCGCGUUCGCCUUCGCCGAGGUGGUACUGCGGAUAGGCGUCUUAGGAAUCAUGAACCCCAGGGACAGGCUGUGGAAUCUAUUCGACAUUGCCAUCUUGCUUCCAGCGCUCGCCGAGGUUGCUCUUGACAUCGUCGUGCGCGCGUUCUUUGGCAAGGAUCGCAACCUCUUCGAGAACGGUGGAAUGGCGAGGAUGUUGCGCCUGUUCCGCCUUACCCGGCUUCUCCGCAUUAUUCGAACGAUACGCCAAUUGAAGCCUUUGCGAGUGCUUGUGCACUCUAUAAUAUCUGCCGGCAAGUCAGUUUUUUGGGCUCUCACGUUGCUCGUCAUGAUAGUGUUUGCCUUUGGAGUGAUCUUGACGCAGGCUGUGUCUGAGCAUACUGUGGGCGGCACGCAAAUUGCUGAUAGUGACCUAAUCAAGUAUUACGGAGCCCAGCUCAGGGAGAAGCAGGUUUACGCAGACCGUUUGAGAAUGCUCUUCGAGGAGAUGAACGCGGAUUACGAUGCUGAGUGCGAGGGGCUAACAGCAGCCGAUAUAUACGAACAGAUGGAGAAGCCAAAAGUGCAAUCGUGGUUCAAGGCUAUGGACAUUGACGCGAAGCAGACGUGGAAGUUGUUCAAGGCCCUCGACACAGCAAAUGCUGGCAUUAUCUCUCUCCAGGAUUUCGUUGAGGGGUGCUUGCAGAUGAAAGGGUCGGCUACCCGUGUGGACGUGGAGUCGCUCAAGUGGGAGAUAAGAGCUGCGAAUCAGCGCGCCGAGCGCAAUGUGGGCUAA
Prorocentrum cordatum is the source of this 864-nucleotide messenger RNA. NCBI's taxonomy places the organism in Eukaryota, Dinophyceae, Prorocentrales, Prorocentraceae. The record is from the annotation of a GenBank genome assembly.